Messenger RNA from Anopheles maculipalpis, 468 nucleotides. RefSeq lists its product as uncharacterized. The record is from RefSeq and is a predicted model, not a curated record. Lineage: Eukaryota; Metazoa; Arthropoda; Insecta; Diptera; Culicidae. The transcript has 2 exons. Bases 1 to 468 code for a protein of 155 amino acids.
AUGGCACAAAUAAUAGCCGUCCGAAGAUUAGCACCUUUACUCAGAAACACACAUCAUCGGUGCAAUCUUCUGUCGGCUGCGGUCAGUUUCUCACAUAGUGCUACCUAUAAAAAGCAAGAAAAUCCCAAAGAAGAGGUUAACAACGAGCCGAUCAAAUAUUUUGGCAGUCAAGCGUCUCGCUGGACUGCGCAACGUAGCAGGGAAGGACCGAAGGGACAAGAUAUACCUUGGUUUCAACCGUACGUGGUAAACUUUAGUGUAGCGAUAUUUCUGAUUUACUUUUGCAUUCUACGAGAAGAGAACGACAUUGACGAAGGUUUGGGCAGGUCACUCUUUGAACAUGUUCCUGGAUUGGAAGAAAAACAACUUAUUGUCAGCUACCAUUACAACAAGGAAAAUGGGCUAUCAACGCUUGAUAUUGAGAAUAGGAUGAAAGAACUCGGUAUGAACUUUGAAACUGCUAAUUAA